Molecule: messenger RNA, 6740 nt
Organism: Helicoverpa zea (corn earworm)
Lineage: Eukaryota; Metazoa; Arthropoda; Insecta; Lepidoptera; Noctuidae
Gene: Rab3-GEF
Product: MAP kinase-activating death domain protein
Exons: 40
Coding region: 248-6298 (2016 amino acids)
Biological process (GO): regulation of Rab protein signal transduction; regulation of apoptotic process
Cellular component (GO): cytosol
Molecular function (GO): guanyl-nucleotide exchange factor activity
Source: RefSeq, a predicted model, not a curated record
GCACUCCACUCGCCUCCGCCAUCCCGCGAUAUGCACUACUACGCGGUUACAUCUCGUACUCAAAACCGACACGCACGAUAUCACGUUAUUGCGCGCGACGUGCUUACCAUGUAGAAACUAUACAACCUCACGUAAACUUAAGACAUAUUAAUAAAAAGUGAUAAUUAUGACAAGCAAUAUAUUUUUUAAUUAUAAUGGGUUCGAAAAGGCUCUCUUAUAAAAGAAAUCGAUUGAGCCCCCUACCAAUAUGGACAUUCAGAAGCAACACUUGUGUCCGCGACUGGUGGAUUAUUUGACUAUCGUCGGAGCAAAACCGUACACUUCGGGAAAAGGCCUCGCUCCCGUACAGGCUCCUGAGCUGCUCCGACGCUAUCCGUUGACCAAUCACGAUGAUUUUCCCCUGCCGUUGGACAUGGUGUAUUUCUGCCAGCCGGAGGGGUGCGUGUCCGUGGGGCCUCGCCGGGCCCCUGGGCACCUCGCCUCCAGAGAUACCACCUCUUUUGUCUUUCAACUCACCGAUAAAGACUCAGGCAAGACUCGUUUCGGCAUCUGCGUCAACUUCUACAGAGCGGUGGAGCGUGCUCAAGUGCCGGGCCCUCGGGAACGAAGCAUGCUGCGCCGCGAGUCAUGGCGCAAGUCCAUGGAGAAAAGUUCCGACUCCGCAUUUUCCAGUGACUAUAGGAGCAGUAACGUGGCGCCGAGUGACUCGGAGCGCGACUGCAGCGCGACGCUGGCGCCGCGACUUGCGCCCGCGCCGGACUCCGAGAGCGGCGGCUCGCAUUCCCAUUCACCUAGCCCUAGGGCUACGAGGAAGCGGCAGAGAGUUCGGAACCAUUCCCUAACCUCCCUCUGCCUGCUUUCACAUCACCCAUUCUUCUCCACAUUCCGAGAGUGCCUAUUUAUCCUAAAGAAAUUGAUAGAUGCAUGCAACGAGUCUUCCAGUCCACGGCGCGUAGGCGCUUCAAGACAAAUCCUUAGAGAUACAGUAUGGUCAGUGUUAACCGGGCAAGCUUACGACAACACCCCUACGAUCGUAUUGCACGACGUCAAAGAGAUCGAGACGUGGAUACUGCGACUUCUGUCCGCGCCUGUACCCGUGCCCGGCAAGACGAGGCUCGAGUUAGAAGUACUGUCGCCGACAGCGCACUCACCGCUGCUCUUCGCGUUGCCCGAUCAUACGAGAUUCACACUCGUUGAUUUUCCUCUGCAUCUGCCUUUGGAACUUUUAGGUGUGGACACCUGCCUCAAAGUCCUGACGCUGAUCCUACUGGAGAACAAAGUAGUGGUGCAGUCACGUGACUACAACGCGCUGUCCAUGUCCGUAAUGGCGCUGGUCGCCAUGUUGUACCCUCUCGAGUACAUGUUCCCCGCGAUACCUCUGCUGCCCAGUUGUAUGAGCUGUGCCGAACAACUGCUCCUAGCUCCGACGCCUUUCCUUAUUGGAAUACCAGCCACUUUCCUCACUUAUAAGAAGAAUUUUAGAAUGCCCGACGACAUAUGGCUUGUGGAUCUCGAUGCCACUAAAUUGAUCUGCCCAUCGGGGACUGACCAAGAUUUACCGCCGCUACCCGAGCCAGAAGGAUCUGUCCUUAAGAACCAUCUAAAACAGGCCGUGCAACUCAUGUCCAGUGCCGGGAGUGGUGCCCUCAACAGCUUGACUAGUAGUACGGCUGAACAGGCAGCCGCCCCCCUCCUACCUUCAAGACGAGACAGCGUGGGCGGGGCCACACUCAAGGUCCAACCCGCCUCGUACCGUUACGGCGACGGUGCUCAGUCAGCGCCGCACAGCACGCCGGAGUCGCGGCGCGUGUCGGUGUCAGGCGCGGCGAGCGCGGGACACACGCCGCAGCGACACUCCCUCGCCUCGCCGCACACGCAGCAGCCCUUCAACCCGCUCAUAUACGGACAUGAUGUCGACUCUGUUGAUGUCGCUACUAGAGUCGCUAUGGUUCGAUUUUUCAAUUCGCAAAACAUCCUGGCGAACUUUAUGGAGCAUACACGAACGUUACGUCUAUACCCGAGGCCAGUCGUGGCCUUCCAGAUCAACAGCUUUCUUCGUUCGCGACCUAGAACCACAUCCUUCUUGAACAAAUUUGCCAGAACACAGGCAGUAGAAUUCCUAGCAGAGUGGUCGCUAACUCCAGGCAACGUGGCAUUCCUUCGGGUACAGACAGGGUUGUUCGAUCCGAGGCAAGUCGGCGACAAACCCAAGUGGUUCGCAGAACAACUGCAGCCCAUCCGCUUUCCAGUGUGGGAUGACGGUAGCUCCCUCAACGGUGCACUCCGACAGUUACAGCGACAGGAAAAUCAACCCACAGAUGAGAGUGGAUCCGAUUCUGAGGCUGCGGAAAGUACGAGUUCGUCAUACUCAUCAUUGAGUGACUUUGUGUCAGAAAUGGCUUCAUCUGACUUGUCUCCAGGUGGAAACCCGCAUCAACAGCACGUCAUUGGAGAGACUUACAGCGCCGUAGUGCAAGUUCCGAUGACUCUUUCGUCGUCUUUAGAUCCUAAAACGGUAUACAGCCCCCCAUCAUCACUAAUGUUCGGUAACGUGGACGAAGCCCCAGAUCGGGAGCCGGGACGUGCUUCCACGUCACCCUCAGCGUCCAGCUCCGACCACUCCGACUUGUCGGACGACGAGCCCGCCGGUGACGUCAUCGCGGAGCCUGAUGCAGCUCAUGCACCGCCUGUUAAGAAGAGCGACACGGAUAGCGGCAGUUUCGGCCGCGAGUCGGACUCGAACUCGACGACGACGAAGACGGUGGUGAGCCGGCAGCGCGCGGCCGACAGCGCGUCCACCAGCGACUCCGAGCGGGCCCUCACGCCCUCGCACCACUCGCACCGCGACCUGCCGCCUCCGCACGCUAAAAGCGUAAGUAGCGGUGUAUCGCGACAAGCGUCACAAUCAUCCCUCUUGGAGCAAUUUGCCGCACAAGCGAAAGAGUUGGUGAGGGAGACCACACGGCAAAGCAGUCAGGAAGGACUUCUCGCACACAUGGAUAAGAAGAAAGGAAAAGUAGCAGAUGGAGAGGAUAAGAAAAUAUUUGCGCCAUUCGGUCAGCUAACAUUGCACGCGAAAAAGGCGGCAGAGGAAGCUUCGAAGAGUAUGCAUGAGGCAUCUAAAUCUGCGUUAGAAGCCAGUAAAACGGCCACUGCUGUGAGCAAGAACACUUUCGAAGACCUCACCUAUGUCGGCAAGUCGACGUUGGGAGAUCUUACUAAGAGUGCGAAGGAAGCUGCCGCUAAAAAAGGAUUGUUGAUGAAGGGUGAAAGCCAAGACUCGAACGGUAGCUCGAGUGCUCGCCGUGACUCCACAGCACUACAGACCACCAACUUGCUGACCGCUACGCAUCGAGACUUCUUCUCUAACAUUAGUUCUGAUCUCAAUGGGUUGGCUGCUUCCACUUCUAGCAUGUUUAGCGACUUCUUUGGGAAUAAAGGCACCAAGCAACCUAAACCAGGCGAACAGGGUCGUGGUCCCGUCGGGUCAGGUGGGGCGGGUGGGGCGAGCGGGGCGACUGGGGGCGCGGCACUGGGGGCGUCGUUCGGUCCGUUCUCGCAGGGGGCGCGGGGGCUGGUGGCGCGGUCGCCGCUCAUCCGCCACGCGCCGCCUGCGCCGCCGCCCGCGCCUCCGCAUUCUCGGCCCUCUGCCAACACUGAGAACCAGGCCUUCCUUAAUGAUUUGGUUCAACACGUCCUGGAAGGCGAGGGCGUAGGGUGGCUGAAGUUAAACCGCCUCAAGAAGUUGAUGGAAGACGAGUCCUACAGGAACAUGGUGCUCAGCAAACUGAACAGGAACUUUAAUAGGAAGGCCACUCCCAACGACAAAGUCGAUGAUGUGUUCGUGAGCAAGCCAGUGUGGAAAGGCAUGCUGAAAGUGCUACAGGCAGUCGUCCACGGUCUCGAGCACACAUACUCGAACUUCGGCCUCGGCGGUAUGGCUUCAGUGUUCCAACUAGCUGAGAUGGCACACACACACUACUGGAGCAAGGAGAUCGCGGGCCUAGAACAUGGGGGCAUGGCUGGCUCCGCACUUAUGGACCACUAUGGACGACAAGACCUGGAAACCCCAUCUUCCUCACCAUCAUCAAGGAAAAGCUCACAAUCGGAUGUCCCGGUGGUAAACUAUCCUGAAAUGGAUUCUUCUGAAGCGCAGAGUACUACAGAAAUGUUUAAAGAUAUGCUGAACCAAAAGAGGAAUUUACUUUUCAGUAAAUUAACGUCGUUUGACUCAGAUGCCCCUCCCUCGUCGGACUGCUCGGCCGACGAGAGCGGCUCGAUCACCACCAACCGAGCCAAUAUCUACGACCAUCGCGCCUCCUUUAAGUCCAACCUCUCUGACACUGACGUCAUGUUCCUCAAUGUGAACCGUGGUACGAGUGGGCAGGCGUCGGGCAAGCCCCGCGCGGCUAGCGUGUUCUCGUCCAAGUCGUCCGUGAGCGGCUACCGGCCGCCCGUCGGUGUGCCCGUCACCUCGCCCAUCACGUCGCCCGAUACCACCCGCACGUACCUCUACCAGGGACUUAUUGGCAAAGAAAGAUCAAAUCUCUGGGACCAAAUGCAAUUCUGGGAGGACGCGUUCUUAGACGCGGUCAGCCAGGAACGCGACAUGAUCGGCAUGGACCAAGGUGCUAACGAGAUGAUGGAACGCUACAAAUGCUUGAGUGAAACGGAACGCAAGAGACUCGAACAUGAGGAAGAUCGACUUCUGUCAACAGCACUUUAUAAUCUUACGGCAGCAAUGGUAUUGUUAGGCGUGGUGCCUGAUACCGUGCGCGGGAAAGUGCGCCGUCUACUCGCAAAGAGUCACAUUGGACUCGUGUACAGCCAGGAGGUUAAUCAUCUACUCGACGUCGUACAUACACUGCACGGCAACGACAUCGAACUGAAGCCGCUGGGGUCGCGGCUGCUGCGGCGCGCGUCGUUCACCGUGCACGAGGCCGACGCCGCCGGCGAGCUGCGCUUCAUGGAGGUGCGGGACGACGGGCUCGUACUGCGCUCCACGCAAGGUACCAUCGUGGAGAGAUGGUGGUAUGAGAGGCUGGUCAACAUGACCUACAGUCCGAAGAUACGAGUCUUGUGCCUUUGGAGGAAGAACGGCGGUCAGACGCAGCUACAUAAGUACUACACCAAGAAGUGCAAAGCGCUGUACUACUGCAUCAAAGAAGCGAUGGAGAAGAGCGGUCGGCGACAGGACGCAGCCGAGUUAGGUGGCGAAUUCCCCAUACAGGACUGCGCCACCGGGGAGGGCGGCCUUAUACAGGUGUGCAUGGAAGGCGUCGGGCUUCUGUUCCACCACAGCAAGGAUUUCGAGUUUUUCGUGCGGCUGGAUCACAUUCGCAAGUGCUUCACUCAGAAUGGCGGUAUCUUCGUUUUAGAAGAAUUUAAUCCCAAAACAAGGCAAAUUAUACAAAGGAAAUAUAAAUCAGUAAUGGCGGAUCAAAUAUGUUACGCGGUGCUUUGUGUAUUCUCGUACUUCGCGGCGGGUCAGGAACAAAAGAAAGCGAUAUUAGAGCAAGCGGCCCGCGUGCCGCCCGCCGCGCACGAGUGCCUCGCGCCCGCCGCCGCCACUAAGCAUGACGCCGACGCGCGGAGGAAAACCAGCCCACAGGCGGAGAAACGUUCUCCAGUGAGACGAGCUGGUGAGGCCAGGUCUCCGGGUAAGGCCGAGCCUACCGAUUUUAGAGAAAUGGCAGAGCGGCAGCAGAUUCGAAGUGGAGGUGCUGUUCCUCAUUCCACUGAUCGCGUGGGAACGGAGAAGGGUCCAGGAGAGCGUGCCGGUGGCGAGCGCGGGGCUGACGCGCGGCCCACCCGCGCCGACACGUCGCCCGCGCCGCGCCGGCCGCCGCCGCCCGCGCUGCCCGCGCCGGCCGCGCCGCCGCCGCGCCUCGCCCGCGCGCACUCGCACGCGGCGCCGGCGCGACCGCCCGACCCGCCACUCAUUCCACCUCGUGUUGGAACAACGGGUACGCGGCCUGUGGGCCCGCCGCCGGCUCUGCCGCCGCGCCAGCUGUCUGCAGCAGCAGACGUUGGUUCUGCGCCAAGAGGCGCAGCGCGUGGGAGCGAGCCGGCGGGAAUGAGCAGCGGGGCGGGCGGCGGGGCUGGUGGCGCGGGCGGCGGCAGCGGGGCUGGUGGCGCGGGCGGCGGCGGCGGGACGCGGCGAGCCCCGCCUCAGAGACAGGGCUCAGUGACGGCACCUUUCGCGUCGACGAAUCCUUUCACUUCCCCGCGCCACGCCGAGUUCGUGAUACCGCAGCGGAACAACGUGCGACGCUCCUCUACUACUGAUAAAAGUUAACUACAUCAGAGGAUCCGUUGUUUUGUCCUUAGAAGUGUGUCCGUACUAAAAACCCAUCCUUCCCUGUUUCAAACUAGCCAGUAGCAUUUCGUGUAUAGCCCGCUGUUGUACUACGUCAGUGACUUUAUGUAAACUGGUAGAGCUUGAAAAAUAUAUGUAUUAAAAACCGACACGAAGCAAUAAUUUGUAUUUCUCAGGAUUUGUAAAUAUUAACCGUUUUUUGGUACCCGCAAAAUCAAAAGUCCUAAUAAAGAAAAGAGUAAUUGGCGGGAAAGUGCUGUGAGAUGUACAAAGUUAUUAUUAUAUUGCGUUGUAAUGCCGCUUAUUAAAGCUGUCCUGAUAUGAAUGAUAACCAUAUCUAUAUAUUGUUACUAAAAUAUUGAGUCAUUGUUACUCGAUACAGAUAUAUAAAAUUAAAAUAAAUUUAAUUAUGCACGGCAAA